Trichoderma breve is the source of this 534-nucleotide messenger RNA. Its product is annotated as zinc-finger double domain-containing protein. Lineage: Eukaryota; Fungi; Ascomycota; Sordariomycetes; Hypocreales; Hypocreaceae. Gene Ontology annotation, molecular function: DNA-binding transcription factor activity, RNA polymerase II-specific; RNA polymerase II cis-regulatory region sequence-specific DNA binding. Gene Ontology annotation, cellular component: nucleus. Gene Ontology annotation, biological process: regulation of transcription by RNA polymerase II. The record is from RefSeq and is a predicted model, not a curated record. The transcript is spliced from 4 exons. The coding region runs from base 1 to 534 and encodes 177 amino acids.
AUGACUCCUCCUACACAGGCCAAGGAGUCACCGAUUGAGUCAUCCGUGGAGUCAAUAUUAACCGAGCUCACCCCAAUUUCACCGGUGGACGUAGAGACCGUCGUCGAUUAUACCUGUCAAUGGAGAUCACCGGACGGCAAAGUCUGCCUUAUGCAAUUCAAAGAUGCCGAUGAACUGCAUAACCACACAAAGAAUGAUCAUCUGAAGGGAAUGUCACGGCAACCCCCGGGAUUUCGAUGUCAUUGGGAAGGUUGUACAAGGACGAGUGUGUUUGGCCAAAAGAGCAAAUUAGAACGCCACAUUCAAACUCACACAGGAUAUAAACCUGUGAAAUGCUCCAUAUGCGGCCUGCAGCUCUCAGCGAAGCAGUCGCUUGACCAACACAUGAGAGUGCACACGGGCGAAAAGCCUUGGAAAUGCAGUUUCCCGGGGUGUUUGCAUGCUUUCAAGCAACAAUCCGCACUUACCAUGCACGAGCGCACACAUACUGGGCAUAAACCUUUGACAUCAGUUAAGACGCCAUUUACACAGUAA